This is a messenger RNA of Mytilinidion resinicola, 1511 nucleotides long. Its product is annotated as Mov34-domain-containing protein. Gene Ontology annotation, biological process: proteasome-mediated ubiquitin-dependent protein catabolic process. Lineage: Eukaryota; Fungi; Ascomycota; Dothideomycetes; Mytilinidiales; Mytilinidiaceae. Gene Ontology annotation, molecular function: metallopeptidase activity; protein binding. The coding region runs from base 113 to 1186 and encodes 357 amino acids. The record is from RefSeq and is a predicted model, not a curated record. The transcript has 3 exons. Gene Ontology annotation, cellular component: proteasome complex; proteasome regulatory particle.
ACCACCGCCGUCCAUCAUCCUCUCCUCGCCGCCCACGUAUAGCCGCUGAACCCUCUCCGUCCGUCCGGUAGUCUCAUCUCCCCUUGCUCCUCGCCCCCCAUACACCGCAGCCAUGCCUGCCACCACAGCAGAGACAUUAUCGCUGGUCACACGGAACGUCUCCGUUGCGCCUCUUGUCCUCCUCUCCGCCGCAGACCACUACGGACGACAAGCAAAGGGCACGCGGAAACGAGUAGUCGGCGUGCUCCUAGGGCAGAACGACGGGAAGAAUGUGCGGGUGUCGAACAGCUUCGCUGUUCCUUUCGAAGAAGACGAGAAAGACCCCUCAGUAUGGUUCCUGGACCACAACUACGUCGAAUCCAUGAACGACAUGUUCAAGAAGGUGAACGCGCGGGAGAAGCUCAUCGGAUGGUAUCACACGGGGCCGAAGCUACGGUCGUCGGAUCUGGAGAUCAACGAGUUGUUCAAGCGGUACACACCGAACCCGCUGCUAGUGAUUAUCGACGUGCAGCCGAAGGAGGUGGGCGUGCCAACGGAUGCGUAUUUCGCGGUUGAGGAGAUCAAGGAUGAUGGCACCACAACCUCCAAAACCUUCGUGCACACGCCCUCGAUAAUCGAAGCCGAAGAAGCCGAAGAAAUCGGCGUCGAGCACCUCCUGCGGGACAUCCGCGACGUCGCCGUCGGCACCCUCUCCACCCGCAUCACAUCGCAGCUGCAGUCGCUGCAAGGGCUGCAUCUCCGCCUGCGCGACAUCGGCACCUACCUGCAGAAAGUCCUCGACGGCGAUCUGCCCGUCAACCACGCCAUUCUAGGCAACCUGCAGGACGUCUUCAAUCUGCUGCCCAACCUCUCGACGCCGAAAGCGAAGGAAAUCGGCGGCGCGACGAACGGCGUGGGGCCCGCGGCGGGUGUCUCAGAUAACUCGGAGCUGGCGCGUGCGAUGAGCGUCAAGACGAAUGAUCAGUUGAUGGCGAUCUAUCUGUCGAGCUUGAUCAGGGCGAUAACUGCGUUCCACGAUCUGAUUGAUAAUAAGAUCCAGAACAGGCAGCAGGCGGAAGAGAAGGAGAAGGCCAAGGAGGAAGGGAAAGAGGGCGAGAAGAAGAAGGAGAAUGGAGCGACGAACGGGGAGGCCAAGGAGGGGGAGAAGGGCGAGAAAGGCAAGGAGGCGGAUAAGAAGAAGGGCUGAUAGCAGAUCCUCGUGGCUGGGUUGAGCAAGGGCUGGGCUGCAUCGAAGUGUAUUAUACCACACUUUUGGCGCUGGUUGGAACGGCUGACGGAUGGAUAGGUUCGUGGAUCUGGUCGGGGUGAGACCGGGUCUGCAUUCUAUAUAAUCUGCACAUGGCAUGGUAUAGACAUCCAAUCGAAACGACGGCACGUUCACCCUCUUGAAUCAUGCCGUAUGUCCAAACAGAAAUUCUCAAUAUUUCUUCGCUGGCUUUAGAUGAUAUAUCCCCAUUUGAUUCUCAAUCUCAAUCCCCCCAUCCAGCAGCCCACCCAGCCGCCUCCUCAAC